Cynara cardunculus var. scolymus (artichoke) is the source of this 7383-nucleotide messenger RNA. Its product is annotated as piezo-type mechanosensitive ion channel homolog. The record is from RefSeq and is a predicted model, not a curated record. Bases 1 to 7383 code for a protein of 2460 amino acids. The transcript has 21 exons. NCBI's taxonomy places the organism in Eukaryota, Viridiplantae, Streptophyta, Magnoliopsida, Asterales, Asteraceae.
AUGAGGGUAUUAGUCGGUGGAUUUAUGUUGGCUUUGCUACUAUUUACAGCCGCUUUAAUGAAUUGGAGUUUGAUAUCUCUUGGGAACUUGCUAGCUUCUCUACUUAUUCUAUUCGUUCAUCUGGAAAAAGGAUUUCACUCAAGGGGGAGAGUGGUGCUAUGGUUUAUUGUUGUUUUCUCACUUGUUGCUAUCCUUUCACGAGUGACUUUUCUUUUGGCAUGGGCCAUUUGGUGUGGAAGAUGCAGUGCAGAAGAACCUCUGUGGGCGAAGAUAAUAGGAUUCAAGAUAGUCCAAUCAUGGAAAUCGCCAAUAGUAAUUUAUCUUUUGAUCUUGCAACUAUUAGCGGCGUUCAGUGCUUUUACUGAACUCCAUGAAAUCAGAUUACAUUUGUUCACAUGGGCAUCUUCAUUUUUGGAAAGUCUAGCAACAGCUGUAGAGCAAAUAGGUUCACAUGUGAAGGUUGCUUUCUUCUUGCUGUUGCCAGCAGUUCAGUUGGUUGUGGGUAUCAGCAACACUUCUUGGGUUUCUUUGCCAUUUUUCAUUUCUAGUUGUGUGGGUCUUGUGGAUUGGUCCUUAACAAGCAACUUUCAUGGCCUCUUCAGAUGGUGGAGACCUCUUUGGCUGUACGCGGGCUUCAAUAUUUUCUUUCUCUACGUCUAUCAGCUCCCACCACGAUUACCUAAGUUCUUGAAUGUGAUAGGUGAUUUCAUCGGUCUAUACAGAAUCUCUUCAGCAUCUGAUUGGACACAAAUUUGUUCUGGUCUUUCGCUGAUCAUAUUUUUCUUCGGGUUAUCUUUUGUCAAGAUUGACUUGGAGGAAAUGAAUUUCAUCAUGUCCAUGAGAGAAGGCAACUUGACCGAACAUCUUCUUCCAUCAAUGAAUUCUUUUUUCAUUCGUGAAUCAAGACCUGGUGAACGGGACACCAAUCUUCUGUUAAGGGGUGCAGUUUUUCGUACAUUCAGCAUCAACUUCUUUACCUAUGGUGGCCCGGUCUCCUUGUUUGCUCUUGCUUUAUGGAGCUUCUAUUAUGCAAGCAUAUGUGCAUUUGGAUUACUUGGAUAUGUCGGCUACGUUAUAUUUUCUUUCCCAUCCUUGUUUCAUUUGCACCGGCUAAAUGGGCUGCUCCUUGUCUUCAUUCUUCUGUGGGCUGUUAGCACAUAUAUUUUCAAUAUAGCCUUUUCAUGCCUGAACUGGAAAGUCGGAAAGGACACAGAGAUUUGGGAAAUGGUGGGGUUGUGGCAUUAUCCUUUUCCUGGCUUCUUUAUCCUUGCUCAGUUUUGUCUUGGAGUUUUAGUUUCCCUUGUUAAUCUUGUGAACAACUCUGUUUUCCUGUACAUCUCUGAUGAGGUCCACCAUACUGACGAUGUGGACCCUGCUCCGGAAGUUGAAGAAGAAACAAAAGUGCUGAUUGUAGCCACAAUCGCUUGGGUACUGCGGAAAUGCAAUCGAGCUAUCAUGCUGGUGCAGAUAUUUCUCAUUGCAAUGAAGCCAGGUUUCAUCCAUGCUGUAUAUAUGAUAUUCUUUUUCCUAUAUUUAUUGAGCCACCGCAUCAGCACAAGAGUGCAACAAUCCCUACUUCUUCUGUGUGAGAUUCAUUUCGCGAUCUUGUACACUCUCCAGAUAACUCUGAUCUCUGGAGUAAGGGAGAAAAGUGAGACCACAAGUUGGGAAAUUUUAUCUCAAUUAGGUCUCCUUGAAUGUGAUAGCUCCUGGAGUUUUGUGGAAAUAGCUUUGCUUGCAUGUUUUUGUGCCAUUCAGAAGCAUGGUCACAAAGUUCUGUUUUCGUUCUCCGCUAUUGUGCAGCACACACCUCGCCCACCAAUUGGAUUUAGCAUUUUGAAAGCUGGUUUGAAUAAGUCAGUUUUGUUGUCUGUUUACGCCAACAAUAAUGAAGAUGAUGAUAACCCCUCCCAAGAGAGAAAAGUGGCUUCAUAUCUCAGCGCGAUAGGCCAGAAGUUCCUGUCAUUGUAUCGUUCAUUUGGCACUUACAUCGCAUUUGUAACUAUACUUAUCACAGUUUACAUGUCAAGGCCCAAUUAUGUGUCAUUUGGGUACCUCUUUCUUCUCCUUUUCUGGAUUACUGGUAGACAACUUGUUGAGAAGACAAGAAAGCGUCUAUGGUUCCCAUUGAAAGUAUAUUCAAUUGUGAUGUUUAUUCUCAUAUAUAUUUUGAGCAUCUUCCCCAGUUUUGAAUCAUGGAUAUCCACAAAAGUUGAUAUUUAUACAUAUCUUGGCUACAAUUCAGAAACAUCAGUCUUUGAAAAUGUUUCCGAAUCCUUGGCGAUAACAAUCGCAAUGCAACUUUACAGCUACGAGAGGAGACAAAACAGGUAUCCUAACUUAGAGGACACAAAUCGGCUGCAAUUUGGGGUGAUUGGGUUCAUUAGAAGGCUUCUUAUAUGGCACAGUCAAAAAAUUUUGUUUGCUGCUAUGUUCUACGCCUCAAUAUCUCCAAUAAGUGCAUUUGGUUUCUUUUAUCUUCUUGGAACCGUCUUCUGCUCGAUUUUGCCAAAAGCGUCGAGGGUACCAUCCAAAUCAUUUUUAGUUUACACAGGAGUUCUUGCGUCAUCAGAGUAUUUAUUCCAGUUAUGUGGGGACCAAGCUGCGAUGUUUCCUGGGCAAAAGUACUCCGCUUUGUCUAACUUUCUAGGUUUAAAGGUAUAUCAGCCUGGACCUUGGGGGUUGGAAGCAGGUUUAAGGGCUAAGGUACUGGUGAUUGCUGCAUGUACCCUUCAAUAUAAUGUCUUUCAUUGGUUAGAGAUGAUGCCCAGUUGGCUUUCAGGUGUAGGUCAAUGGGAAGAACCUUGCCCAUUGUUUUUUUCUGAAGAAGAUGUGUUACCAAUUGCCUCCAUUUCAAAUGGAGAUAACACUCCAUCUGUUAAGAAAAUGGGGUUGAGAACCAGCAGCUCAUGGCCGCCAAACAUCCAAGAAUUGUCUGGUGAUGCGGGUGUGGCACCAGGAAUAUCCAACAGUAGCAGCAGGCGAUAUAUGCUCGGAUCUUUCUUGGGAAGGGUUAACGAGAACCAAAAAUGGAACAAAAAACAAGUUCUUUCCUUGAGAAAGGAGAGGUUCGAUAUGCAGAAGGCUUCCCUAAGGAUAUAUUUGAAGUUUUGGAUGGAGAACAUGUUCAUCCUCUUUGGCCUUGAGAUUAACACGAUUGUGUUGCUUCUUGCAAGCUUUGCUCUUCUUAAUGCCAUAUCUUUGCUGUAUAUUGCAUCACUUGCUGCUUGUGUUCUUCUAGGCCGGCAAUUAGUACAAAGAUCAUGGUCGUUAUUUGUCGUCUUGUUUGCUAGUGUUCUCUUACUUGAAUAUUUUGCUAUUUGGAAGACUGAAAGGUCUUUAAGUGAACUUGCUCCAGGUGAGGCUACCUUGCAUUGCCAUGAUUGCUGGAGGAAUUCGGAAUCUCAUUUCAGCUAUUGCCGAUACUGCUGGCUAGGACUUGCUGUUGAUGAUCCAAGAGUGCUGAUCAGUUAUUUCCUAGUCUUCAUGUUUGCAUGUUUCAAGCUUCGAGCUGAUAGAUUUUGCAGUUUCUCGGGAUCAUAUACAUACCGCCAAAUGAUUUCUCAACGUAAGAAUGCUUUUGUUUGGCGAGACCUCUCUUUGGAAACCAAAACCAUUUGGACUCUUCUUGACUAUUUGAGACUAUACUGCUAUUGUCAUCUGUUGGAUCUCGUGUUUGCCUUGAUCUUAAUCACUGGAACUCUUGAGUACGAUAUUUUGCAUCUUGGAUAUCUUGCUUUUGCUCUAACCCUGUUCCGGCUGAGGCUUACGAUACUAAAGAAAAAAAACAAGAUCUUUAAGUGGUUGCGGAUAUACAACUUCGCAGUCAUUGUUCUCUCUCUUGCAUAUCAAUCCCCGUUCGUGGGUGCUUUUAAUGAUGGGAAGUGUGAAACCAUAGACUAUGUUUAUGAGGUUAUUGGAUUUUACAAGUAUGACUAUGGAUUUCGGAUUACCUCAAGAUCUGCGUUGGUUGAGAUUAUCAUAUUCAUUCUGGUAUCAUUGCAGUCAUACAUGUUUUCCUCCCCAGAGCUCAAUUAUGUAUUUCAAUAUCUUGAAGCUGAGCAAAUUGGUGCCAUCGUACAUGAACAAGAGAAGAAGGCUGCAUGGAAAACUGAACAGUUACAGCAUAUUCGUGAAGAUGAGGAGAAGAAGCGUCAGCGUAAUAUGCAAGUCGAAAAGAUGAAAUCUGAAAUGCUUAACUUACAGAUUCAGCUUCACGCUACAUGUCCCGUUCAUGCUCAUGGUAGUGAUGAUUCACCUCAUUGUGAAGGUUUACGGAGAAGGAGAGCCGUCUCUCUAAAUACAGAUCAUACCAAUCAGAAUGUCCACAAAGAGGAAGACAUUUUUAAGAAACAAGAGUCAGAUAGUAAUGUGGACUUCGCAUUUCCUUUCGACUUUCAUGGAACUGAAAGCUAUUCAGCACUUGGGUCUCCAAAACAUUCACAUCUUAUUGAAGUCGCUGAGUUUGAAGAGGAUGACACAGAGAUAGAAAAGAAACACAAAAGCCUUAGGAGAGAAAGUACAUUGAUAUCUGCUGUACAGUUGAUAGGUGAUGGUGUUUCUCAGGUACAGUCAAUUGGCAAUCAGGCAGUUUCCAACAUAGCAAACUACUUGAAUAUCCCUCCARAAGAUUUAGAUUCAGAUGACCCUACUUCACUUGCCGCGACUGGUAGACAUAGUGAGACAGAAAGCCAAAAUGGGAGUCGCAUGGCUUCGAAUCGUUCAUCUUCUCUUCAUUCUGAAAAAAGUAGAACUAGUUCCGAUUCAGCAAGUUGUGGGAAAAUAUUUCAACAUAUAUGGGGCCAGAUGCAAUCAAAUAAUGAUGUCGUGUGCUAUUGUUGCUUCCUGCUUGUAUUUCUUUGGAACUUUAGCCUGCUUUCUAUGGUGUAUCUUGCAGCUCUCUUCUUGUAUGCUCUAUGUGUGAACACUGGACCUAAUUAUAUUUUUUGGGUUGUAAUGCUGAUCUACACAGAGUUCUAUAUCUUGAUUCAGUACGUAUAUCAGAUCAUCAUCCAGCAUUGUGGUUUCACCAUCGAAUCGAUCUCUCUUCCAGAGUGGGGAUUUCCCACAAACAGAAUAACCUCUUCAUUCGUUAUCAGUUUGUUGCCACUUUUUCUAGUCUACCUAUUUACCCUCAUUCAGAGCUCUAUAACUGCCAAAGACAGUGAACAUAUUUUCUCAACCGAGUUCAGCAGUCUUACAGGGAAAAUUGUCAACCCUAAGGAGGUUCUUUUUAGUUCAAGCUGGAGAGAAAAUACACAAAGGAUGCUUCAGCUUGCAACAAAUAUUGCCAAACUGAUCAUUGGAAAUUGUCUUAGAUACUGGAAAUCACUGACACAAGAAGCAGAAUCUCCCCCUUACUUUAUCCAGUUAUCACUAGAUGUUCAUUCAUGGCCAGAAUACGGGAUUCAACCAGCAAGCGUUGAAUCUGGAGUAAACGAACUUCUUAGAUUUGUUCAUAAUUCAAGAUGCAAGGAAUCAAACCCUGACACUUGCUCUUGUGCCAGUAAUGUCGUAGUUCGCAGUAUUGAAAAGAGUAAAGACAACCCGAAUGUGGCCUUGGCUGUUUUUGAGGUCACAUAUGCAUCCCCAAGGGAGGAAUGUAUUUUAGCCGAAAGGUACAUGUCUCUGACGCCUGCAGCUGAUGUAGCAAAGGAGAUAGCAGAAGCCCAAGAUGCUUGUCUUUCUAAACAACUAGGAUUUCCAUAUUCUAUUAUCUCGAUAAUAGGGGGAGGCAAAAGAGAGAUUGAUCUAUAUGCCUAUAUAUUCGGUGCGGAUUUGGUUGUUUUCUUUUUGGUUGCCAUCUUCUACCAAUCUGUUAUAAAGAACAAAAAUGAGUUUCUAGACGUUUAUCAGCUUGAAGAUCAGUUUCCAAAGGAGUUUGUCUUCAUGUUGAUGGCUAUCUUCUUCUUGAUUGUCCUUGAUCGUGUUAUAUAUCUACGUUCAUUCGCCACCGGUAAAGUGAUCUUUUACAUCUUUAACCUCAUAAUAUUCACAUACUCCGUCACCGAGUAUGCCUGGAGUAUGGAACCUUCACAGCAUAAUGCAGCAGGUUUGGCACUCCGUGCGAUAUAUCUUACUAAAGCUAUUUCUCUGACCCUGCAAGCGAUGCAAAUACGAGCAGGGGUUCCACAUAAGAGCACUUUAUAUAGGCAAUUUCUGACUAGCAGUAUUUCUAGAGUUAAUUAUUUGGGUUGCCGGCUCUACCGUGCACUGCCGUUCCUCUAUGAAUUGAGGUGUGUUCUUGAUUGGUCAUGCACCACCACAUCUUUGACAAUGUAUGACUGGCUCAAGUUGGAGGACAUAAAUGCAAGUUUGUACCUUGUCAAAUCUGAUGCAGUUCUGAACAGGGCAGAUCAUAGACAAGGAGAGAAGCAGAAGAAAGUUACUAAAUUUUGCAAUGGCUUAUGCUUAUUCUUUGUAUUAAUCUGCGUCAUCUGGGCUCCUAUGCUUAUGUAUAGUAGUGGUAACCCGACAAACAUAGCAAACCCGAUUAACGAUGCCAGCGUUCAGUUUCAUAUAAAGACAAAUGGUGGACGGUUGAUGUUAUACGAGACAACUCUAUGUGCAAUUACACCAUGGAAUGUGUUGAGACGUUUUGUUGAUCUUGACCCUAAUAAUUAUCUUGAUUCAUAUAAUGUGGAUGAUAUUCAAAUGAUAUGUUGCCAUGCUGAUGCCAUUAGUUGGUGGCUUGUUCCUGAUGCUAUUCAAAGAAGAUUCAUUCAGUCUCUUGAUAUGGCCAUGGAUAUGAAAUUCUCUUGGGUACUCACACGAGACCGUCCUAAGAACAAAGAAGUUGUAAAAUACGAACAAACAAUACAACGAUCAGAUCUUCCCAAACCAUCGGACCUCGAGAAUGUUCUUAAUGGUUCCAGCGACAGCUUUAGAAUAAAUAACACUUUUCCAAGGUACUUUCGAGUAACUGGUUCUGGGGAUGUCAGACUCUUCGACCAAAAGGCAGGCGGUGUGGACGCAAAACUUCUCCUGAAUCGUCGAGGGGAUUCAGAAUGGUGGUCCUUUUUCGAUAUUGAUUGGUUCAAUUCAAAUGUGUGUGGAGAUUUGAUGGGCCCCAAGGCCAUUGUCGUCUCAGAGGAAACACCACAGGGGCUUCUUGGUGAGACGUUGAGCAAAUCCAGUAUAUGGGGUCUCUACAUUACAUUUGUGUUAGCAGUUGGUCGCUUCAUAAGGCUUCAGUGCUCUGACUUGAGAAUGAGAAUCCCAUUUGAAAACCUUCCCUCUUGCGACAGGUUGAUUGCAAUUUGUGAGGAUAUAUAUGCUGCUAGAGCUGAGGGGGAGCUGGUAGUGGAGGAGGUUUUAUAUUGGACAUUGGUGAAAAUAUACAGGUCACCACACAUGCUGCUAGAAUACACCAAUCCUGAUUGA